Saccharomyces kudriavzevii IFO 1802 is the source of this 771-nucleotide messenger RNA. RefSeq lists its product as uncharacterized. Bases 1 to 771 code for a protein of 256 amino acids. The transcript has a single exon. The record is from RefSeq and is a predicted model, not a curated record. Lineage: Eukaryota; Fungi; Ascomycota; Saccharomycetes; Saccharomycetales; Saccharomycetaceae.
AUGCAUAGUCUAGAACCACCAAGGUCAAAAAAACGUAUUCAUUUAAUUGCAGCUGUAAAGGCGGUAAAGUCAAUCAAACCAUUCCGAACGACCUUAAGAUAUGAUGAAGCAAUCACAUAUAAUAAGAGUAAUGAAGAAAAGGAGAAAUAUACUGAAGCAUAUCAUAAAGAAGUUAACCAACUAUUAAAAAUGAAUGCUUGGGAAACAGACAAGUAUUAUGAUAGAAACUCGAUGGGUUCCAAGAAUAUGAUAAGCUCAGUGCUUGUAUUCAACAAGAAGCGUGACGGAACACAUAAGGCUAGAUUUGUUGCAAGAGGUGACAUACAGCAUCCCGAUACAUAUGAUCCGGGCAUGCAAUCCAAUACUGUACAUCAUUAUGCACUGAUGACAUCUUUGUCACUUGCAUUAGAUAAUGACUACUAUGUCACACAACUAGACGUAUCCUCCGCUUACUUGUAUGCCGACAUCAAAGAGGAAUUAUACAUAAGACCUCCACCACAUCUAGGAUUGAAUAAUAAAUUACUAAGUUUAAAGAAAUCACUUUAUGGUUUAAAACAAAGUGGUGCAAACUGGUAUGAAACUAUUAAAUCAUACUUAAUAAAGCAAUGUGGCAUGGACGAAGUACGUGGAUGGUCGUGUGUGUUCAAAAAUAGUCAAGUCACAAUAUGUCUAUUCGUUGAUGACAUGAUAUUAUUCAGCAAAGAUCUAAAAGCGAAUAAGAAAGUCAUAGCAAAUCUCAGAAUUAAGAAAAAAAAAAAAUUAAAGCCAUGA